This is a messenger RNA of Serendipita indica DSM 11827, 621 nucleotides long. The record is from the annotation of a GenBank genome assembly. NCBI's taxonomy places the organism in Eukaryota, Fungi, Basidiomycota, Agaricomycetes, Sebacinales, Serendipitaceae.
AUGUCUCAUGAACAGCCUCUGGAACCAGGAUCACGCAAACGACGGCGAGAAAGUUCUGUAGAGAGCUUAUCAGAGCCACCAAAGAAGUUGCCCAGGACCGAUCCGUCCCCCGUCUCUUCAUGCCCCGCAAUCGUCGAGUCUUUUUUGCAAGAAGCCGCACUUGAUAAUGCAGAUACAUCACCCUAUAAUGAAAUGCAAGAACAGGAGAUUAUAGAGACCUUUGACCCCGCGAGCGAUGCGUUGUUUUACGGAUUCGUCCCGGCGACUGGCAAUCCGUCAUCUCUUCCUCAUGUUCACUAUGUGGAAGGAGAACAGAUGUCGAACGAAGACACCUCGCAGCAUAUGUCUAGGGAACAGAUUCAAUUUAGCCAACACUCCCCCACUCUACCCCAGGAGCCCGAGGAGGCGAACAACCCUCCAGACAUCGACAGCGAAGACUGGGAGUUUGAGUUCCCUUACUUUACUCUCGAUGGCGAUGAAGAUUGGCUACCACUGGCUACUCUCAUCUCUCCCACAGAUCAAGACGACAUGCCAUCACAAGGAGAGGUAGAUAUCAGAGAUUUAGAAGAGAUUACUCAUGUCAGCGACUCAGAAAAGGAUCACUGGAGUGAUCUAGAGUAG